Messenger RNA from Amphiprion ocellaris (clown anemonefish), 1807 nucleotides. It is a transcript of the gene myl2b, whose product is annotated as myosin, light chain 2b, regulatory, cardiac, slow. The coding region runs from base 143 to 649 and encodes 168 amino acids. Gene Ontology annotation, molecular function: calcium ion binding. Gene Ontology annotation, cellular component: myofibril; cytoplasm. Gene Ontology annotation, biological process: heart development; cardiac muscle contraction; muscle cell fate specification. Lineage: Eukaryota; Metazoa; Chordata; Actinopteri; Pomacentridae. The transcript is spliced from 7 exons. The record is from RefSeq and is a predicted model, not a curated record.
GAAGGCAUGGAGUAUUUAUAGCACAUAAGCAUGCGCCAUUAUAGAGGGGACAGGGGUCAGUAUAUCUAGCCCUUGUUUUGUGAGCUGCUCCAUCAUAAAGCAGCAAGGAUACUGUUUGGUCCUCAUCCAGCUGCACUGAAACAUGGCACCCAAGAAAGCAAAGAAGAGAGCGGAGGGAGCCAGCUCCAAUGUGUUCUCCAUGUUUGAACAGGCCCAGAUCCAGGAGUUCAAAGAAGCUUUCACUAUCAUGGACCAAAACAGAGAUGGCUUCAUUGACAAGAAUGACCUGAGAGACACUUUUGCAGCUUUAGGCCGUUUAAAUGUCAAACAAGAGGAGAUUGAUGACAUGCUGAAGGAGGCACCAGGACCGGUUAAUUUUACAGUCUUUCUCACCAUGUUUGGAGAGAAACUAAAAGGUGCUGACCCAGAGGAGACCAUCCUCAAUGCCUUCAAAGUGUUCGACCCUGAGGGAAAAGGAACAUUAAAGAAAGACUUUGUGACGGAAAUGCUGACAACACAGGCAGACCGAUUCUCCCCUGAAGAGAUGGAACAGAUGUUUGCGGCAUUCCCUCCAGAUGUUGCAGGGAAUCUUGACUACAAGAACCUGGUCUACGUCAUCACACAUGGUGAAGAGAAAGACCAAGAAUAGAUGAAACAAUUCUCAGAUUAUGCCCUCUGGACAUUUGCAUGUGCAUGAUUACACAGCAGAAACAGAAAGUUUAAAACAACAAUUUCACAUUUCAGCUCCAAUUUUGGAUGGACACAUAUAUGAAUAUAUUAAUUGUGUAUUAUUGGAUAGUUAUAAUACAUAGAUGUAUAUAUCAUGGCGCUAUGUAUAUGUCAUCCUUUUAGCUGAAAUUAAAAGUUCAUUUGAUCAAAGAAAAUAAACCAUUUUAAACAUAAUCACUAUUAUAAUACAUGCUAUGGAAUGCCUUUGAUGAAUGAAUAAAGAAAGCGUUGACAUCAGUGAUAGUCGCACUGAAAAAGAUAUUCAGAAGGAUCCACUUAUAUUUGCACCAUUAAUAUAACUGCAGCAGUUUUAUGAUGAUUGACAAACAGACCACUCCCAGAGGUUUUCUUUCUCCAUCUGAUUGAUUAUUGUGUGACUUUACUUCCCAUAGCAGCAGGAAAACUGUUUCAGCAAUGAUCUUUAAUUAGCUACAUAUUACAUAUGCAUAUUUGAGUGUUUUUUCAGCACUUACUACAACCGAGCAGCUCCAUGUCCCAUUGUCGCAGCAAAUUUCUUUAAGUGUUUAAGUAUAAGGGAGAGCAUUGCUGGCUAGACAAUGUGUCCUGAAAAGCAAAGGUCGGCAUCUUAGUCAAAGGGAGUAGUUUCCUCUCGUUAACCAGCAACUGCACUCCAACUGCACUAAGCUCAAGACUUACAGAGUGCAUUUAAAAGAUUGUAUGGUGUCUUCCUAGGGAUGAAACUGUUCUUUCUUUUUCAUUUUGCCAGUCAACCUAAGAAGUUGACUCUGAAAUGCAUAUGUAUUAAAAUUACAAUUUUAAAAUCUCAAUCAGCUCAUUUUUGAGAAAUAUGAGGUUAACUUAAUCUACGGUUUACUUUUUGAUAAUAGUAAAUCUAAUUUCUAUUUACCUUUAAAAGUGCAGGGUCAUUUAAUUUUGAAUGACAUUAAAAAUAUGUUACAUUUAUUGGUGAGAAAUGUAUUUUUUUUGUUUACCAGACUACACACAGUAUGUGUUUGGUUAAAAUACUCAUUGCUUUUGGACUUUUGGACCGACACAUUCCACUGAAUUUUCUUUUCUCUGCAGACUAAACUGAAGUCAGCAAAGAUGGAGAAACUGA